CAGGCGGCGGUAUGCACCUCAAGGCGGCAUUCUGGUCCACUAUUAAACACAAAGAAGCUGCCGAAGACGAAGAAGAUGGAGAAGAAGGAGAAGAAGGAGCGCCGUCCUUCGUGUUUUCUCGGGUUUUUGUCCACGGAGCAGCGGCGGGAGAGUUAAUAAAGCUGUAAGACAGAAACGACAGCAGUUGGUGAACUCUGGAAAGAAGAGAAACGGUUUGAGGCUCAGCUGGAACUGCUCAGUAACUGUUAAAGGAAAGUUUAGAGAGAGAAAAGCUAGCAGAGAUGUGGAGACAGCAGGUCAAACAGCGACUGGAUGCAGCAGAGGAGCAGAGACACGAAAUACUGGAUGCUGCUUUCAGCCCCGAACAUCCCGUGUUCCCUGAAGAUGUUCAGCAGCUGCUGGUUAAAGAAGAACAGAGUCCUGACCUGGACCCAGAGGACCCGCUGCCCGUCCACGUAAAGGAGGAGGAGGAGGAGCGCUGGAUCGGUCCGGAGGAAGACAACCUGGAUGACGCCACCAGGUUUCCAGUCAUCAAAGUUAUCGUUAAGAGUGAGGAUGAGGAAGAUGAGCUUCUGUUGUCACGGCUUCAUGAAGACCAGAUGGAGAACGGAGACGUUCCCAGCAGCAGCUCAGCGGAGCAGAUGAAAGCAGAGACGGAUGAAGAGGAUGGUGAAGGAGCAGAAUCCAGCAGGAUUCAUGCCGACUCCUCCAACUCUUCAGAGACUGAGGUCAGCGAUGAAGAGGAUGAUGGUGAGGCGCAUCCUGACUCCCAGAUGAGCCUCCUGUCAGACAUUGGUUCUGAAACCACGGACAUGAGCAAAGAGUGGAAGGAGAGCGGCGCUCCAGAGUCCCGGAGUGGAAGCGCCAUGACAGUGAAGUGUUUCAUCUGUGAUGACUGUGGGAAAACCUUUAAAAAGAAACAUUACCUCAACGAGCACAUCAGGAGCCACACAGGGGAGAGACCGUUUGGCUGUCCCGUCUGCGGACAGCGGUUCAGUCUGAAGAAAUGUCUGAACGUUCACGUGAGGAACCACUCUGGGGAGAAACCGUUCUGUUGUGACGUCUGUGGACAGAGGUUCAGCCUGAAGAGAACGCUGAACGAUCACCAGAGAAUCCACACGGGGGAGAAACCAUUCAGUUGUGAUGUUUGUGGGCAGAGCUUCAGCCUGAAGAAGACUUUAAAUGACCACCAGAGAAUCCACACGGGGCAGAAACCGUUCAGCUGCGACGUCUGCGGGCAGACCUUCAGCCUGAAGACCACUUUAAACAGACACAUCCAGAUCCACACUGGACAGAAGGCGUUUCGCUGUGACCUCUGUGGACAGAGGUUCAGACAGAAAUCCACUUUGAACCGACACAUGACGAUCCACACAGGACAGGAAACCUAUCCCUGUGAGGUCUGUGAACAGAAAUUUGAGCGAAAGACGCAUCUAAACAUUCACAUGAGAGUCCAUGCAGGGCAGCAGGCGUUCUGCUGCGAUGUCUGCGGACAGAGGUUUGACCGCAAGUCCAACCUGAACAUCCACCAGAGGAUCCACACCGGACAGAAACCGUACUGCUGCGGCUUCUGUGGCCAAAGGUUUGGCAGGAAGUCCAAUUUGAACAGACACAUGAGGAUCCACACAGGGGAGAAAUCCUUCUGCUGUGAGUUCUGCGAACAAAGGUUCAGCCUGAAGACGAGUUUAAACGACCACCUGAGGAUCCACACGGGAGAGAAACCUUUCUUCUGUGACGUCUGUGGUCAGAGAUUCCGACAAAAGUCGACUUUAAAUAUUCACAUGAAGAUCCACACCAGGCAGAAGUAAAGUUCUGCUUGAAUCAUCCAGCUGACGGGCAGAGCUGCUCACAGCCAGAGGUUCUCCUGGUGUGGGAACGCUCCGCCCUCCAGGUCCGGCAUCCUGUGGGUUCCUGUUCCUUCCCUGGUUUCUCACAGCUGAAUCAAGUGAUGGUUCAUCAGCAGAACCUCAGAGGUCGUUGAACCGUUUCAGCUACUGGUUGGAGCAGAAACACGUAAAACCCAGAGGACACCCUACGGUCCUACAACACAUGAUUCUUUAUUGUCCAGCUGCAGAGGAAUAUUUAUAUUCUGAUAUAAUCGUCUAGCUGUUGAUAGCCAUCGUGAAGAAGUUCCCACAGAGUUUGUGGGAACUUCAUGUCCUUUCAUUUCAACAUGUCUUCAUUUCCAAAACCCUCUGGAGUCUCAACCGUCGGGUUUUUCUGCAGAACAUGCAGAGAAAAAAUUUUCACUAAAAGCUUAAACUAUGAAUGUGACGUUGUGUGUUUGUAAGUUUCUUAUCUUUGCUCAUGAAUGAAUCUCUGGUGCAUGAAAUGGUUUUGCCAAAGUCUUAGUUUACGAAAAGUAAAACAAUAAAUUCUGUCAAGGAAAACUAACCGUCCAGAAAGAAAGUUAAUAAUUACGUUUGUUCUCAUUCUGUUUUCUGAAGACAAUAGUAAAGGAGCUGAACUAUCUGAGUGAAUAAAUCUGUUCUGUAAUGGA
This is a messenger RNA of Poecilia latipinna (sailfin molly), 2497 nucleotides long. Its product is annotated as zinc finger protein OZF-like. Gene Ontology annotation, biological process: regulation of transcription by RNA polymerase II. Bases 282 to 1805 code for a protein of 507 amino acids. The record is from RefSeq and is a predicted model, not a curated record. Lineage: Eukaryota; Metazoa; Chordata; Actinopteri; Cyprinodontiformes; Poeciliidae. The transcript is spliced from 2 exons. Gene Ontology annotation, molecular function: DNA-binding transcription factor activity, RNA polymerase II-specific; RNA polymerase II cis-regulatory region sequence-specific DNA binding.